This is a messenger RNA of Colletotrichum higginsianum IMI 349063, 438 nucleotides long. RefSeq lists its product as uncharacterized. The transcript has 2 exons. Lineage: Eukaryota; Fungi; Ascomycota; Sordariomycetes; Glomerellales; Glomerellaceae. The record is from RefSeq and is a predicted model, not a curated record. The coding region runs from base 1 to 438 and encodes 145 amino acids.
AUGGCGUCUAUCGGUUCCAACUCCAGCAAGGGCAGCAGCGCCUCCGGCUCCCAGAAGCUGCGCCAGAUCAUGAAUCUGAACCCGUCAGCCAGACCUUUCACCCCAACAGGCUCCGGCCCUCCAUCUUCGACCCUUCCUAACACUGUUCCGCCAUCCAUGAGGCCGCCCCCCAAACGCAAGCCCACGACCAAACCGGGUGGCCAAAGAACCUCUACCGCAUACGCCCAACGCGUCGAUGACACUAUACCGAGUCUCGUCGUUGCUACCAACUCGGCCGGUUCGGCCGACCUCGAUGCGCCCAAGACCCCGCCGAAUAUUCAGCCCAAUCCUCGAAGGGGAAGCCCCACGCCCGCAGCGUACACUUUCGCCGAUGACGACGAGUUCUAUCCCGGCACCGAUCCGCGACUCAAGAAAAACGCUCGUUGGGUGAAGUGUUAG